This is a messenger RNA of Xyrichtys novacula (pearly razorfish), 10257 nucleotides long. The record is from the annotation of a GenBank genome assembly. Lineage: Eukaryota; Metazoa; Chordata; Actinopteri; Labriformes; Labridae.
AUGGAUCACUCUCUGUUCAGCUGCCUCCGCAGCCCCCCCUCUCAGGGUCUGCACGCUGGCAUCACCUCCUCACCUCUGACCCUGCACGGCCGUGACCACAUCUCCUACCUGGACCUUCCAAGCUCCUCGCCCCCCUGCAGCUUCUCUGCAGGAGAUGACAGUAGUGUGUUCAACACCUCAUCCCACAGAGGUCACCUGUCCCAGCAGCCCCCACCCACUUGGCCCGUCCCUUUGCAGGUACCUUCGGCCAAUGGCCGACAUGGUGUCUGUCUACCGCCGCUCGAGGCUCCUGAACUGUGCUCAGGGGGAGCGAAUCUGUGCAGCACGAACCGGAGUCUGGACGGUGAGGACCCGACCAGUGUGUGUGUGGAUUAUGGACAGCAGGGUGUUUCUGCAGAGGACACGGAGAGACGGUGCAAAGACAAGACUGAAAUCUCAGGUAAGAUCAGCUUUGACGUGGUGGAAGAAGAUUUAUCAGAAAUAAGACCUUUUUUUUUUUUCUUUUGCAAUGUUUCACAGAUUUCUCUGUGCUAAUACUUAAACUGUGAAAAAUUUUGUGCAAAUUAAGUUGUCUGACAGUCUGGUGAAACUUUUCCUUACACACCGUGAAGUCUAGUCAGUGCAUCCUUGAAAUAAGUUGCAUUACAGUAUGUUUAGUACAUUUUUUAUCUAUCUUUACAUACAAUCAUGGGAAACAACAAACUUUAUGGAAAAAAAAAAAUCAAAAUUCAAAAGAAAAAGAAAAACUGCACUCAAAAAAUCUGAGUUAAUACGAAAUUAUGUCUACAAUAUUUUACCCCAUUAUCAGAGUAUAUUUAGUUCAACACUACCUUAGAUGAAUGUCCUGCAAAGACUCAGAUCUAACUCAGUGUAUCACUCAAAGGUAGAAUUUCAUCAGUUAACAAAAACAGCUGAUUUUACAUUUUGUCCCUUUUGUCAGUAUUACAGGGUUUCCAUGGAUUCUCAAAAAUCAAAGAAAGUCCUUAACAGGGUUUUUAAAAGUGAGGGUCAUAAAAAGUUGAUUUUUCACCAAUGUCUUAAAAACAUUGUCUUAAUUCUGCUCUUUAUGGGUCUUAAAAAGUCCUCAAAUUGAUUUUAAAAGUGUGCAGAAACCUUUUCUUACACAACAGAUGGUCUGAAUAUGGAACACACCCUAAAGGUUCAGUCUUUGUCUUUUUAAAAGUUUGAUCCCAAUCUUUGCUUAUCAGCCAAACUUCAUAUUCUGUGUUAAUGUUGGAAAAACAUCAAACUUUAAACUAUCAGAUUACUUCAUACAAACAACAAUGAUCUGAAAAGUCUGGAUACAAAUCUUAUUUUUAGACAUUUCAGGUCAAAAAUAAGAACUUCACUUUAUCUUCAUUUUUCUGAACCUACAUUAAAGCUUAUUUUUUCAGCACCGAUGGGUCUUUUCUGCACAUUUCAGUCAUUUUACAGCUGUGUUUGAAAAAUGUUUGAAACUGGUUUGAAAUGUAAAUAUCUAGAGUACAAAAUCUCAAUUAUAUUAAGAAAUCCCUUAAUUUAGUUUACUGCAAAAAUGUGCACAAUAAUCCAGAGGUCAAAAUCAAAUAAAAAAAAAAACAUGAAUUACAUUAAUAUUAAAAUUUAAUGGAGAUUUGUAUGAUAGAAUUUAUAUCAACACAAACCCAUGACUGUGGGUUAAAAUGCAAUGAAUGAAAAGUUUAAGUCUAAGUCUUACUCUGGCAUAAGUUUAGGGGUCGGACUUAAACUCUUUGUUAUAACAUAAGGUCACAAGUGCUUGUAAUUAGACUUUUAAAUUAACUGGUGGAGCAGGUGGGGCAGAACAGAGUGUGUGUGUGUGUGUGUGUGUGUGUGUGUGUGUGUGUGUGUGUGUGUGUGUGUGUGUGUGUGUGUGUGUGUGUGUGUGUGAGAGUGAAUGAGUGAGUGAGGCCCUGUCCACACAUAUGUGGAUGAUUCUGCAAAUUCUGAAAUUAAAAGUUUUUGAAGAGAGUAUUUUAAAAAAAAUUCUGCUUAGUUUCUACGUGCACACUAAAAUAAAUAAACAGCAAUUACUGUUUCGGUACUGUUAGCUUUAAUCGCAUGUUUACAAGAAAUCCUUGUUGUUCAUCGUUAUACUGCGAUGGGAUAAAUGAACAUAUCCCACUUAGUCAUUUGUAACUCACCACUUCAUGCACAGGUUUGUAAGCGCUGCCUGCUCCAAAAUACACUCAACAAACAUGCAGCAAGUAAAAUGAUCCCACGUUUUUAACCAGCUCUGCUUUAAAAAAAGAAUAUUUAGAUACUUUUACAUCGCUUAAGUGCCUCUUGGGCUUUUGUGCUUCGUGAAAUCUCACUGUGGCACACGAAUGUUACACCAUCACAGGGUCAGUAUAAAGUAUAGAGACGCUAUAGUGAUUGAGUUGUGUUAGCAGACUCCGAAUGUAUAAAAGAGUUUAUAUUAAAGGGUCAGUCCUACCAAUUAAUAACGCAGAGCAAAGUUCAGAGUUUCUGUAGGUUCAAUAAAUAACUAACAAUAAGUAAAAUAACAAAACAAGGAUUGAACUAUACAGUUUAUACUUUGAUUUAAUAGACAGGGAGGAUGUGAUGUGAUGAUGCUGCAGAGAUUUCAAGUGAAUCCAUUUCUUAAAAAUAUGGAGCCAACAUUGUAAAAUCCUCCUCCAGUAGAAGGUGACGCCUCUCCAGGUUAUUAUGAGCCCAAAACUACUAAAACAAAAAUCUGUGGUUAGCUUUGUAACCCAAAAUGUGAAGCUGACAGUGCAGGUUAAGCUUCAGCUGCUUAAACCUCUUGGCGUCUGAACUUCUACAUCUGCACACAUGCUUCAAAUGAAAAGACACGGCAGAGCACAUCAUCCCUGACAUCUACCCACAUGAUUUAAAAGCAGAGCCAUAUCUUCAAGAUUUCACUCUCUGACCAGCAGUUUGAACCAAUGCCAGGUCCAGAAAUUUCCGAUUCCCCCUGAGUCUAGGUCCCGGACCGGAGACAUCCGGAGGUUUGACGGACAGAUUGAACACUUCUGAAAAGAUCCACUGAAGCUGCCAGAGACCAAACCCCAAUCCAAUUUCCUAACUCGAACUUCACUGGCACUCAAAGACGCCGCAGCACUUUUAUUACUCAGUGUUUUUACUGGACUGCUUUAAAAUAUGAUGAAAUAUACAGUUAAUGACCUACAGUUCUUUAAAAAACCUGAAAUAUACCUUUCAAAUAUUUUAAAACACUAAUAUCCUUCAGAUAAGUCUCCAGGGAAAGGCUAAACCUGCAGAAUGAUUCAACGCCGAGAAUAAAUGAAAUUAAAAAGGUUAAUAUGACAGGGAACAGCAGUAUAAAACGUGUCGGUGUAAUUGGUGUGCAGUGUCGCAUUACAGCUCAGACUGCGUGUGUUUUCCUGGCACGCUCUGGUUUGUCAGCACAUCGCACAUUUACAGGACUAAUGAAAUGUCAGCUGGAUUUAUGCAGUGAGGAGAGGAGAACAGUGUCGAAAUGAUUAUUCACUCUGAAAGAUUACUCGGACCGUUUUCACCGUGCUCUGACCACAAAAACACUAAAGAUGUUUGAAAUAUGAUUUCAUGACAGACAAUAUGAGAGGAAAAAAUUAGACCAGUCUUUAAGCAUGAAGCAACCCCGGAAAAAUGUGUUUAUGUGCACUGAAAGGAUGGUCAAAUAUAGCUGAGAGAGGCUUCUUAAGGGUUUAUUAACAUGUGUGGUCGAUUCUGCACAUCCAUAUUUAUACUGGAUUAUCUAUUAGUCAUUACUACAGUUACACCUAUUUAAUUAAAACUAGUGCAAAGAAAUAUAAAGUGUUUCACCUGCUCUUUUUUCACCAACUUUCUGUAAACCUUAGAAAAUUCAGCAGACCAGCUUCUGGAGUCUGACAGUGAAAUGUUGUCCAAUUUUUUGCCUGAUAGAUGAUUUCAGCUGCUUAACACUUCAGGGUCUCCUUUAUCCUUAAUUGGGGACAAGUCAGGAGUGCAGGCAGACUAGUUUAUCAUCAGGACUCUUUUACUACACAGCCAUGCUGUUUUAUGCUGCGUUCCAGUUACCUCGUAAGUCGGAUGUCGGAGUUGGGAACAACGUUUCACCCGAGUUGACGGCGUUCCAGUUAACAAGUCGGAAAACCAAGAUGGACGCCUACAGUUAGCCGUUGUUAGCUGUUGUUUACAAUUGUCAGCUGUCAUUUGCUGUUGUCAGUCGUAGUUAGCUGUUGUCAGCUGUCGUUAGCUGUUGUUAGCUAUACCAGUUGUAAACAACGCACAACACAGUGUUUUACUCUACAAACACCAUAGCACCGUGUUCACAGAGAGACGUUAGGCAGUACAACAUACACCACUUAUUUAAUUUCACCAAAACAAAACAGAAGUGCUAAUAAAAAAUAAAUUACGAGAGCUUUCACUGUUACUCUUUACUGUUGAUGCACUGCGCUGCCAUCUUAAUUUAUGACGUUGUCGUCAAGUUGGGGAUGGCGAGGAUUGUCCGAGUCAUAAAUCUGACUUCAGGGUUCCAGAUGAAUUUCUAACUCAGAGCUCAGAAAUCCUGACUUCCGAGUACAACUGGAACGCAGCAUAAAUCCCUGCAGAAUGUAGUUUGUCAUUGUUGUGACUACUUCACCUCCACUUGUCACUUGUUAUCCUAAAUUACUUGAUGUAAAAAUCAAACCAGCACUCAAAGUUUGUUAAGUCAACAUGAUGCGAUUUUUAAAUUGCAACGAUCUAAUAAAAAAGACACCUUUAACAUUUGAUUGAUCUGAUUUCAGAUUGUUUUACAGCUUGAACAGAGGUCUGCUGUUUGAAUGAUCUGGUCUAAAUCAACCCAAAUGCAUAAAAUAGCUACAGAACAUCCAAAUGACAUUCAGGAGGAACACCUUUUAGGGAAAUGUAGAAUUUAAGGACAUGUUAAGACAGGGCUUCACAAAAAGGCAAAAAUAACAAAGUUAGGCAUUUCCAUUUCUGAGUCUGGAGGGAUUCACAGUUUCUGUUGCUCGUUAGAGAUUUUGGAUGGACUGGAUCUUGCAGUUUAACUUCAGUGUAGUUUGACUCAUGUUUAACCUCUGUGUUGGCUCUGCAGUAUUCCCUGAUCGCAGACAGGACUUGGGUGACAACAGUGGUCCUGCAACUCUAAUUGAAGUACCUAACACACUGUAGAGAUAUUUACCUAGUAUCAUAGACUCUAUCCUCUGAACAGGCCAGGCAGCUCUGUUGGUAGCAGACUCAAGUAGAAAGCCGCCAGUUCUAACACCCAAACCUCAGUAAUAAAAUCUGAUCGGCACCCCUGAUCGUCUUUCUUUCACAUUAUUUUGUUUCAGAGUCCCUGCAGUUUAUCAAACGCCCCUCAUCUCUCUCUUUUUUUUUCAUCCUGCCUCCCCCCUCUCUCUUUUGGAAACUCAGCUGUGGCUGGAAAAAGUUCUGUUUUUCAUUUCAGAGUCCCAGGACGGGAGCUAUAAGUCAGACAUGAACAGCAAACCCAGGAAGGAGCGGACGGCCUUCACCAAGGAACAGAUCCGAGAGCUGGAGUCCGAGUUCGCUCACCACAACUAUCUGACCCGACUGAGACGCUAUGAGAUCGCCGUCAACCUCGACCUCACCGAAAGACAAGUACGGUGCCCACUGAAUCUUUAUCUCUGCAUCACAUUAACCAGCUGACAGGGGGACAGACCCAAGUCUUGACAAACAGUGAGAGCAGGAUUAUAAGAACCACGAGUUUCAUCAACAGCUUUAGGAAACAGGAAGUCAUAGAAGCAAAAUCAGCAUAUCUCAUUGACUAAUUCACUAAUCAGAAAAAAUAAGAUCAAAAGUCAUCUGCUGCUAUCACCCCAUAUAAAAGACCUAUUGGUUUCGAGGUGAACUGGUUUCUGUAAUUCAGUGAGGUGAAAUUUAACUCUACUAGUGUCUAUUAACAAUCAUGUUUGAUCUGAGAUAAGAACUAGGAAUCAGGGUUAAUGUGUUUCUGAUGUUUGGCAAAUCCUGUGACUGAGGCUGAUGACCUGUUAGGUAAACAAAGCCACUGCUGCUGAACUGAAACCAGUUAGCACAGAAACGAGCACGUCGAUAAUAACGGCUGCUAAUUUUUCAGUGUUAUAGCCGUGAUCCUCCUCAGGCUUCUUUGUGGUUUUUGUGUUAGUACACCUCACGGCUCAACAAGAGAUAAUCACAGCUGGAUUUCUAGAUUAAUGCAAGGACUUUGUUCAUUUCGCACUCAAAUCCAGAAGUCCUUUGCUGUUCUGGUGGAGGCAGGUGGACACCAUAACUAACAAACAGGAUCUCAACAGUUCUGCAUACUAUAAAAUCAUCUAGUGUCUAUCAGAACCUUCAGUUCUGCUUCUGACACAGUUUUGAGGAACUGUCUUUUUAAUAAGCCCCCUUCCUAUGAGCCCACUUUUUUCUGAUUGGUCAGAUCUCUGGAGUCCUACCAGAAGGGUAGCCUGUUGUCAAAGCAAUAUCAGAAUUCUGUGGCGCUGAUGUCAAUAAGUGAAAAUCUAGUAACAACUGUGAAUUUUGAGCUGUUUAUGGAGGGAAUUUAAGCCACAAUAUCAGCCUCAGUUUUCUUUGACUAAAACUGAGAGGCUACAUUUAUUAUCAGGACUCUGUCGGCUUAAAGGAUGAGCUAGUCACUGUGAUAAAUCCAAUAUAAGACAUUUUAACAAUAAUAAAAAAAAGGAAUUAUCUUCCAACCCGUUUGUGUUAAUCUAUAGGUGCUAAUAACAAAUCAGAACAGCAGAUGUAGAGUGAAUCUAUCUUUAGUUAACCAUUAAAUGAGAUUUGUUUGUGUUUGUACAGCUGACUGUAGUUAUUUAUCAGACUACUAAAGCCAAGAGAGGUUGUGUAAAGUUUAAGACUAUUCAUUAGCAUGUCUUAGUGUAUAUUUGUCCCAGUUAUGCAAAAUCUCUAACCUUAAUCUGAAGUAAACAGGUGAGUUCUUCAUAAAUUCAGUCGUCGUAAACAGAUAAAUGAUCUACAGAGACACAAACUGUGUUUGUUCAAGGCUGUAAAUGUGUUUAUUUCUGCGGUGAACUUGGUCUAUAAAGCAGGGCUCUAUAGGGACUGAUUUAGUGCCUCUAAUGGACAGUAGAGGAACUGCAGCCUCUAACACAAAACUGUUCAUCUGUCGCUCACUGUCCUUUAGCGGCACAAUGCUGAGCAUGUUUUCCUGGCACAAAGACAGAGACUGAGACGUCUGUGAAAAUCUCCCUCCAUGAUUUUUCCAGUGAAUCCUUCAGUGAUAAUUGUUUUUAUUGUGCUGAAAAAGCUUUGAAAUAAUCCUCGGCAUGAUGACAUCCAUGACUCAGUGAAUAAAUGCAGCUGAUGUUUGGUUCUCAUUAGAGAAAUUGUUCACCGUAAAAAAAAACUUCUGUGUUUGACAUGAGCAAACGGUUGGACAUGUCAUGCUAAUGCUCUGAGGCUAAUCGACUCCAAACCACAGAGAGUCUUUGAAACACGGCCGCGCGUGUGUGUGUGUGUGUGUGUGUGCAUGACUCCGCAAUGCCGUGUGUCACACUCCAGAUGUUUCACUUAUAAGCUCAGAGAAACAUUUGUAUGGAGUUAGUGUGCUGUCUCUGCUGCUGUUCACUGUGGGUGAGGAGUUUCACACUGCAGUGUUGAAAAAGUGAACAGAAACAUUUUUACUCCUGAAAGAGUAAGAUGACGACUGUUUCAGGUGCUGACAUGGAGAGGUACUUUACCAAAGUCAAACCUCUUCCAGGCGCCUCUCUGCUGUUUCACUUUUGAGAUCAUGUUAACAUAUCAACACAAGCCUGCAAACGAGAGGGCAUGUAUCCUGGUGCUAGCAAUUAAAAAUGGAUUUUUCUAGUCAAAACUAACAGCUAGUUGUUCAUCAUGACUCCUGAUAGAGUAGAAGGUGAUUAAAGUAGAGGAACAGGUGUAACACAGCUCCUUAUUCUCGUUACAUGUAACCCUGAAAUGAAAAAGUGGACACACAAUCCACCCUCAGUCUUUGAAAGUUGAUUUUACGCAGCAUUAACAGCACUAAAAUUGGUUUUGUAUCAGCAGGGAAGAGUUUUUAAUUCUUCCAUAGAUUUUAUUCCUUCUGAUUUGCCAAUCUUACAACUUUAAUACAUUUAAAACGAACACGUUAUAUAAAUAUCUCAUUCACUUCAGUGGGUGCCAUAGGAGCUGAGAUUCUCAGACCAAACCUGAUUUUUGAACCCAGCUGUAAACAUAAAUUUUGCUCUAAAACAGGCUACUUUUGAAGGAUUGUGUAUGUGAUCUGAAGACUAAAGACUGCUGCUUUGUGAAAACAAGAGGGUCUCCACAGAAAGAACCAGGAAAUGCAUUCAAGAAGUACAACUUUGGUAUAUUUCUUUUACACCAAAGGCAUCGCCAUCGUCUACUGAACUGUUUUCUCUAAAAUUGUUAGUUGCCUCUCAACACAGAGAAAACUCCUGAGGGUGAUGAAAACAAAUAUAAAGACAGUGAGUUUGUCCAGAAACAUCUUCUUAGCUGAUGUUGGAAUCAGAGAUCGGGCUCUGUCUGUUAGUAUGAGACUGAGCUUUCAUUGACUCAAAGUGAUGGAAAGCUUUUAUGUUAGUGUGAAUCCUCAGUCCUCUGUAUAUCGUCCUGUAAAUGUCUCAGCAUUGGUUUAAAAACGUCCUUCUCAUCCAUCCAAAAACAACCUCAGAGGUCCGCUGGCUCGGACUGAUCGGCGUUUGGCUCGGGCAGGAGCCAGGACCGCUCACCCAGGACUCUGCUCUUCCUGUCUGGAUCCAGGUCCCUAAUCACUCCCCCUCACUUUGGCUCCUUUCAAACCUCCCCAACAGAGGAACCAUAAAUCUAUUUACUGGACCAGUCAGUCUGGACCCCGAGCAUCUUUGUUUUUAACCUCAGAACGGAUAAAUAAGUUAUGAAGAGAGAACUUCAUAACAGACAGACAUGUUUUCUCUUAGUUAGUCUUCUCAUCCUCAGUUUGGUUGAUCUGGUGGGUCUAGUCUUAGUGAUGCUGAAGCCCUGGGUUCAGGAUUUGAGGAACUUGCUGAUAGGACACUGAAAGCUAUAAUUACCUCUUUAACUAACAGCUCAGAUGAGUUAGUGCCCAACAGAGUCUCAUGUGUUCUCUCUGUACUGAAGCACAGUACCUGACGUCCUACAGGAUAAGACCCCUGGGAGGGCAAACCGAGUUAAAGGACGUGUGUUUAUUUCUGUUAAUAUAUGAGCGUGUGUUUGAAAUGUGCAGACUGCUGCUGUAUAAACAUAAAUGGAGGUGGUGGAAUGAUCUGCAGUGAGAGAGUAAUAUGACAGGAGGAGUCAGGAGAGGACUCAGAGUCCAGAUUAAAUGUCCCGGUUUGAGGCAGAGGAUUAUUCAACCCCACGAAGAGAGACAAACACGAUACCAGAGGACAAGUCAGCACAUUUCUGUUUAUGGACACACUGUACGACUAACUGUAACAUCACUCAUCUAACCAUUACAGCCGCAAGCACAGCGCAAAGAUGUCAGUCAACAGCACUCCUUCAUGCUUCACGUAUAAGAGUGAGAGGAAAUACAGAUACGCUGAAAUACCGUGAUAUUUCUCUGUGGAGUAUUAGCAUUUUGGACUCAAGAACAGGAGUACACCACAAACAGGUUGUCAUGUUGAACACUGAAACAAUAAUUCAUCUCCAUACACACUGGGUCUCACUCGUAACAUGUUCAUCUGAGUUUAGAUCUGCACUUAAAAAUCCACGGUAGUGAAAACCACAGCAGAAAACACCAGAUCCAUGAGUAACGUAGAAAACUCUGAUGCAUGCAUGCGUGAGGUUUAUUAUAAACCAGCUCCUGUGGUGUUUGGAGGGUCAGCAGUCAUAGAGCCACAGCUUCAGAGGGGAACUAAAUGGUCAGAACUCUAUAUAAAGCACAGGUACAGGACCCCAGGGUGCCAGGCCAAGAAGAGAAAAAUUAUCUUAUUGGUUUUUUAGCUUGAAAAACACACCUAUGUCAUUUUAAAUUAACCUAAUCUGAAGCUUAAACCUGCUAAGUGCUAAUUUAUGUAGCUCUGCCAUGUUGUAAUUACGUGUUUUGAAGGCAUCUAGCCAAUUAUUCGCACCUGUCUGCUCUGUGUUUGCUCUCAGGUGAAGGUUUGGUUCCAGAACAGGAGGAUGAAGUGGAAGCGAGUGAAAGGAGGCCAGCAGGGGGCAGCAGCCAGGGAGAAAGAACUGGUGAAUGUUAAAAAAGGGACGUUACUGCCGUCUGAGUACUCAGGGAUCUUAGGUCUGCAGCGCUCAUCGAGCCCGCCAAGGACGACCACUGAGGAGGACAGCCAGGACAGCGACCAGAGCUCCCAGCAGCCUCAGCUAUGA